Molecule: messenger RNA, 855 nt
Organism: Danio aesculapii
Lineage: Eukaryota; Metazoa; Chordata; Actinopteri; Cypriniformes; Danionidae
Product: tripartite motif-containing protein 16-like
Exons: 3
Coding region: 46-780 (244 amino acids)
Molecular function (GO): protein binding
Source: RefSeq, a predicted model, not a curated record
CUGUGUGAUGUGAACUCUUGCUGUGUUUGUAGAUUGUCUGGCUGUAUGGUGACAGAGGAAGGCUGUGGUUUUCUGUCUUCAGCUCUGACUUCAAACCCCUCACACCUGAGAGAGCUGGAUCUGAGCUACAAUCAUCCAGGAGAUUCAGGAGUCAAGCUGCUCUCUGAACAACUGGAGGAUCCAAACUACACACUGGACAAACUCAAUCUGGAUCAUGUAGGAGACGCGAGGAUUACAGCAGGACCACGCAAAUAUGUCUGUUUCCUCACACUGGAUCCAAACACAGCACACACUCGUCUAAUUCUGUCUGAGGAGAACAGAGAGGUGAAGUGUGUGAGAGAGAAUCAGCUGUAUCCUGAUCAUCCAGACAGAUUUGAAUAUUGUCCUCAGGUGUUGUGCAGAGAGAGUGUGUGUGGACGCUGUUACUGGGAGAUUGACUGCAGUGGAGAUGAUGUGUAUAUAUCAGUGUCAUAUAAGAGCAUCAGGAGGAAGGGACGAGGUUAUGAGUCUUGGUUUAGAUCUAAUGCUCAGUCCUGGAGUUUGAUCUGUGAUUCCUCCAGUUUCUCAUUCUCACACAAUGACACACACACUCGUCUUCCAGUGAAGCGGCUCAGCAGGAGAAUAGGAGUGUUUGUGGAUCACAGUGCAGGAACUCUGAUCUUCUACAACAUCUAUAGAGACACAAUGAGCCUCAUCCACUCAGUCCAGACCACAUUCACUGAGCCGCUCUGGCCUGGGUUUAGGCUUUAUUAUCCUGGAUCAUCAGUGAAACUGAGCUGAAGACUGAGGAGAGAUUUACCAACAAUCCUCUGCAGGAGCAGUCAGCAGCUGUGUGUGUGUGUGUGUGUGUGACAG